AUGGCUCAGCAACAGCCAUCCCGUCGUGUUCUGGACUGGAUCAAGCAACAACACGCCGAAGCGGGGGACGCUUCACGUAGGACGCGUAAGCUAAAGGCAAGACCUCGAAACUCGCUGGAGGAUAUCCUGCAAAAUGAUCCAGCCGCGUCUGGCAGAACACCUCAGCAGAUUCCACUGCCCGGAUCUCGCGAUGGGUCAGCGACUGCCAGUGACCAGAGGGAACGAGGUCGAAAUGCCGCGAAAUCUUCCCUGGAGCUAAUUGAACACGAGGACACAUUCAUACUACCUUCGUCUAUUCCAUUGCCACCAUCAUUGCCGCCCUCACCAAAACUACCUCCAGUACUAGAACAGGCGACCGAGAAUCCGCCGAAGAAACGCCAAACUUAUGCUGAAAUUCUGGACCGCGCAGGGGGUGUAUUCGACCACAUCAAAAAUGGCAAUGUCCGCAAGGUUCCACGAGUGGAGAGAACGUCAAUCACACUCUAUGAGUACUACAGCGAUAACACGGCCUCGAGUGUAGAGAUUGAGGACCCUGAAUUUAUAUCCAACUAUAGCGACGCGCCUCAGGGGUUGAGCGGGCGCGUGUUUAUCGUCGAAGAUCUGUCAGAACGUACUAUCCACGCCUUGGGGGAGGCCUUCGGAGUCACGCCAGAAUUCUUCGAAGAGCAUUUGUUGAAUUCUGGGUACGGCGGUGCUCAGUAUGAUGAUCCGCCGGCGCGGUCAUGGAAGACAGCUGGAUUGAAUAAGUCGUACGUGUCAAUCCAGUGGGUUCGGCCCAUGUAUCGUCGUCAACCACUAUUCUCCAGCCGCGACCGGGAAGACCUACUUGAUUUGGAUCAUGAUGGGUUGGAUUAUAUAUCCGGAAACUCGAUCUUUAGUCUCAAAGCAGAGACAAAUAUCUUUCGUCCCGAGUGGGACCUACGUGUUGAUCCGCGGCGGACAGCAAAGGAGACGAGAGAGUUUGGCUUAGUCGAACGGGCAUCAAUUUGGAAGAAGAAGGCUAAGAAUAGGGAUUAUGAGAUUGUUAUUGUACUGCUUGAUCCUCUGCCGGCAAUUAGUUAUAGCCAUGAUCAGACGCAGGUCAUCCCAAAGAUCGAUAUGAACUCCGACAGUGAUCACGAUUAUCGUGAUGCUAGUGAUAGUGAUGGAGCAGGAACUCGACCAAUUUUGAUAAUCGAGGGUGAUGAUGGCGUCGAGGCCCUGGCGAUCCCAAUCGAGAACCCACGGCGAGAGAGAACCGGACGUCGGGUAUUCGACUGGCUACUUAGGCGGAAGAGGCCCGAAGUACAUAGAACAAAAGUGAAUCUUGAGAGAACCAUCCAGGUUUUGGUCAAGCAGAUGGCUUCACGGAAACCCGUUACUAUCGAUCUGGAGGAGGCUAUUGUGACAGGCGAUCUCUUGGCGACUCUCCAGGAUGAGCUCAACGAGACUAGGUCUACCCAGCAGGAAAUUCACCAUAUGGUAGAGAAAAAGACUGCGCCAGUCAGUCUGCUCGAUACACUGUUCGAGAUCAUUCGCCAGGAUACUUUGACCCUGCUCCGGGUGCUCAACGAGAUCUUGAGCGACAUGGAGGUCGAUAUCCUGGAUGACACGAAAAUGGAGGAUCGAUUAACAUUGUGGCGUCAACUCUUAACUAAAGCCGAGCGAGAGCUGUUGGAUCUGAUUGCCUCUAUUAAGGAAUUUCUGGCGUUCUUUGGUAUCACACACCCUGCCAAUACAUCUCCAGCAGCAUCCGAUGAGAGCUCAGAUAUCUUACGAAGCGUAUCAGAUCUUUUUGACCAAAUCAACCAGAUGCUUGCCCGGCUCCGACGUGCAUCUUCCUCAUUGACAUCCAACAUGGGUCUUCUGGACAGCCGACGUUCCAUUGACGAGGCACACGCCGUAACGCGACUCACUGAGCUGGCGUUCAUCUUCAUCCCACUCUCGUUUUCAGCAUCCGUUUUUGGCAUGCAGAUCGAGCCCUUCGAAGACUCAGCGCCCGUGUGGAAAUUUUUCGUUGUCGCAAGUACCGUAACAACUUUUGCCUACCUGAUGCGACUGACAAUGCGCAGCCAAUGGCUAGCAAGUUUGAAGCAGAAUGUGAAGCAGGAUGUUAGACGGUACGCAGAACAACACAGCAUUCCUGUGCAGGUCAGAUCUCUAUCAAUGUUGCUGCUCCUGCGGUGGUUCGGGAGUGUACUCAACCGGAGCGGGAAGGCAACCUGGUCAUGGAUAAACAAGACGAGUCGCAAGGCUGGAACGGAGUUAUGGCAGGUGAUCGGAUUCCCAGUCGGUCUCAUUCUGAUUACCGGUAUUGUUGCCGUUGCACCCAUAGCCGUACUCUGGACUCGGAAUAUGGACCAGGGCGUGCAGGGUACAGUUACCGCUGCGAUUAUGCUUGCCAUCCUAGGACUGGUUGGCAUACCAUAUUGGCGCAAUUCCGAUCCAGACUUUCGCUAUGCACUCCCCAGGGUCAUCCUGCGUUUGUUUGAGCGUAUUCCGCCAACAACCCGCUUGAUACUUAUCUGGGCUCUUGGAAUCAUGGCCUUCGUUGCAAUCCCGCUUGCAUUGAUAUGGACGCGUCCAUUGGCUUCAGGUAUUAAAGCCGGCUUGACUGCGGCUAUUGUGGUGAUUUUGGUCACUGGUGUCGGGUUUCUAGUCAUGCAGCUUUUGUACUCUAGGGCUUUAAACAUAUCGCGGGGGACUACAAUUAGCUCUUCGGAGGGCACAUCCGUCUCUGCAGAGCCUGUUGUACAGGAUUUGCGUAUCUAG
Aspergillus oryzae RIB40 is the source of this 2751-nucleotide messenger RNA. RefSeq lists its product as uncharacterized. Gene Ontology annotation, biological process: metal ion transport; transmembrane transport. The transcript has 2 exons. Gene Ontology annotation, cellular component: membrane. NCBI's taxonomy places the organism in Eukaryota, Fungi, Ascomycota, Eurotiomycetes, Eurotiales, Aspergillaceae. Gene Ontology annotation, molecular function: metal ion transmembrane transporter activity. Bases 1 to 2751 code for a protein of 916 amino acids. The record is from RefSeq and is a predicted model, not a curated record.